UCACGUGCCAUGUAAAACAUUAUUGCCAAUUUUCUCUGUGACAAACUGACACAGUAUAAUGUAUAUUAAAUCGCACGCGUAGCGCGAAUAAUGAGACAUGCGAGUAAUUAGUUAAGGGGCUCAUCAUCCAGUAACCAAUGCCUGAAAUUCAAUUCGGCAAUGACGCCGCCGGCGAGCAAGGAGCAAUACCGACUCGAGCAAGAGGCGUUUGUCUCCAAUCACGGGGGUACGACGCCGCAGGAGGUGGUUUUCACCCUUCUGCCGGCCGUAUGCGGUGUCCUGCUGGCCACGACAACUCUGGGGAUCCUUAGGAGGUACACGAUCCACGCGAAUCCGAGGGUCGUCCUAGAGUUCGUGUUAACUGUCAUCCCGACCGUCUUGUGCUGCACCGUGCUGUCGGGGCAUAUCGGUAGCGUAUGCGUAAUCAUGAUAUCGGUUUCCCUGCUGAACAUAAUGUUGCUGCUGAGCAGCAAGGGGAUUAAUUUCCCCGGUUUGACUAUGCGGCUGCCGGUAAUCGGCAAGAGACCCUUUAUAACUAAUUUCCGCGCGCUGACUAACAUUAUUACUGCGAUUUGUAUAUUAGCCGUCGAUUUUCCCAUCUUCCCACGAAGGUUCGCCAAGACGGAAGUGUACGGAUACAGUUUAAUGGACACGGGGGUCGGGCUGUUCGUGUUGGCGAACGCAUUGGUCGCGCCAGAAGCUCGAGAUUUCUCUACUUAUCGUCAAACGGGUUUUUCGGAAACAUUAGUGAGAAAUAUGAAGGGCUGCCUUCGGAGUUGCGCACCUCUCCUGGCAUUGGGCUUCGGGCGUUUCGCGAUGGUCGAGUACGUGGGGUAUCAAAAGCACGUGACCGAGUACGGGGUUCAUUGGAACUUUUUUAUAACUCUGGCUAUCGUCAAGUUGUUCACUAGCAUGAUCACCAGCACCAUUAGCUCGAAGUAUUCGUUACUCUCAGGUAUAUGGAUAUUGUGGAUGCAUGAAUACACCAUGAGUACCAAAGGUUUAAAGACGUGGGUCUUGCGAGACGGUCCGAGAGACGACUUUUUCUCCGCUAAUCGAGAGGGUCUAAUUUCUGUACCUGGUUACGUAGGAUUGUACUUUGUCGGUGUGGCUAUCGGACGGUUAAUACAUUCAACAUAUCAGAAUUCGCACACGAGAUCGAGUACGGACAUUUCUGUGAAAUUGAACGGUUUCGAAUUUGGGGUGCGCUCCAAUGAGUCUAUGCUGUUGUGUAUUAAAUUAUUCUUGAUCUCUGCGCAAACUUACAUUGUGAUGUUAUUCUGCGAUUUCAAGGUUUCGAGAAGAUUAGCCAAUGCUGGAUAUUGCAUGUGGAUAGUGAUUCUAACAACUACACUACUUGGUUUCUUGUUGUUCGUAGAGAUUGUGUUAGAUGUAAUUAAUUCUGCGAUAAGCGAGCCAUGUAUCGAAAGCAAAACUGAGAGAUUGCGUAAAAGUUUGCGAUUGAAUUUGAAGAAACAUGUGGAGAGUAAGACAGAAGAAAACGAUGAAUGCGCAAUCAAGAGAUCUUUAGAGAUUUUUGAUGCUGUAAAUUACAAUGGCCUCUUCUUUUUUCUUGUUAGUAAUGUUGUGACUGGUCUUGUCAAUAUGUCAGUGUACACGUUAUAUACCAAACAAUCGGUAGCUCUAUUAAUAUUAAUUAUAUAUAUGGCUGUGAAUAUUCUUUCAGCACUGAUACUUUAUAGACUUAAAAUUUCGAUCAAACUCUGAAAUAUAUGCGAAAAAGAUAAUUAGUCAAUAUUAAUGAAUUUACAAUGUUUGAUCGAAAUUUUGAUCGUUUUGCUGAAAGCAGUAUUUUUUUAUAAAUCUUUGUUUAUUAUAUUAAAGACAUUAUAUAAUUUAUAUUAUUAAUUUAUGUCUAAACGUGUACAGUGAAUUUUAAGAAUUAUUCUUAUUUUUAAAAAUUACAUUCUAAUUCUCGUAUGGCCAAAUAUAGAUAUAUAAUUGAAUAUUAUAGAUAACAUAUAUGUAAACUUUAAUUACGAAUUAAUAAUUAAGAGAAAUUACUGCCAAAUGCAACUCAGACAUAUCGAAAUUUA
Messenger RNA from Monomorium pharaonis (pharaoh ant), 2057 nucleotides. It is a transcript of the gene PIG-Wa, whose product is annotated as phosphatidylinositol-glycan biosynthesis class W protein. The record is from RefSeq and is a predicted model, not a curated record. Gene Ontology annotation, biological process: protein localization to plasma membrane; GPI anchor biosynthetic process. NCBI's taxonomy places the organism in Eukaryota, Metazoa, Arthropoda, Insecta, Hymenoptera, Formicidae. The transcript is spliced from 2 exons. Bases 160 to 1728 code for a protein of 522 amino acids. Gene Ontology annotation, molecular function: glucosaminyl-phosphatidylinositol O-acyltransferase activity. Gene Ontology annotation, cellular component: endoplasmic reticulum; membrane.